GUUAUGCGAGAGGUUUUUUGUUUGUUACUAAGACAUUAGACGUGUUAAAACUUAUUGUCUGCAGGUGAAGGCAAAAAUCAUAAAUUUUCAAUGUUUGCCACAUAAUUUUAUGAUUCGUUCUAGUUUACUGAACGUGUUUUGAUAUUCUAACAUCGAUGGGAAAACAAUCGUUGUCACAAAAUAGAUAAUGUACGCUAAGACACGUACGUGAAUACGGGCCCUGUUCUGCAAUGUCAAAGGUUAUCAGACGGUUUGUGAUGUUUCUUUGUACAAAGGAAUGGUGGGGAGUUAGUAAUGGGAGGAAGUCAUAAACAGACACUGCUAAAUUGGUGAAGUGUAUUAAUUUACUUUCCAUAUCGGUCAGUUAUUGUGAUUCCCAGUCAUGGACUACCUUACCUUAGAUGAAGAACAAGGACAUGAGAAACUGAUCGAUCAACACUCAGAAAACUGUUUCCUCUCCAGUAACAAUGAGUUGACCAUUACAAGGAUUGAUGGACAAAGAUAUUCAACCACACUGUUCAGGCCGACUGACGACCAUCACAUGGACAUAGUGGUCACACAAGGCACUUAUCGUGACUCACCCGACAAUAUCCUGGUAACACCCUCUCCAAAGAAAAAGAAAACAGUCAAGGGACGGAUACUCUCCAACCUUGCCAAAGCAUUUGUUGUGUUGAUUCUGAUUUUACUGCUAGCGAUGAUGUGUAUGGUAAUUGCAAGUGUUGUACAUAGGGUUUCUCAUGGUGCGGCAACAUUACAGCACGCCGCUAAUAAUAUCAACUUCGAUCACGUCGACGUGCAUUACGUUAACAACGAUACGAUGCUGGGCAACUUCACGUCUGGUUACUACAUUGUCAACCAUACCUCUUCCAUACUUUCUGCAUCCACUGUUACUGUACGCUUGUUUCCAUGAGGCCAAACUAUAACUAAGAACAUCAUCUGAAAUGACAGUGAAUAUUAUAUUCGUAAGUUAAGUACAUUUCAAGAUGUUAUCCGACUUGUUGUCUACGAGUUCGUAUCUAAUGUUGGAAAUAAAUAAGUCUAUGAAAAUAGUUCGUAGAGAUGGAAAGAAAUAUGUCUAUGAAAUUACUUUUAAGAAAGCAAUAACUGACUUUUUGCGAGCUUCCACAAAUUUUGCAGAAUGUGUUUGUGCUUAUUGUGAUAUAAACAGUGUCUUUCAUCUGUAAAUAUCAGAUCAAAAUAUAAUAUGCAUCACAUCUUCUUGAUUACUUUGUUUGUUAAACGUUCUCUUUUGUGAAUAAAUAUGUUAUAAAAUCCUCAUUUCAAGGUAACAUUUUACCACGGCACGAAUAUGUUUCUCGUUAAGAUUAUGUUUGUUAGUCUGAUUUGAUAUAUUAAAAAGUAAAUAACUUUCAGUCUUUAAGUUCAGACGUAUAAAGUAAUUCAUAGGGCAUGAUGCAAACUAUAUUAAAGGAACUCUGUCAUUGGUUGCAAAAAAUAAUUGAUGAUGUUUCCUGGCUCAAAUAACAACUCUCAGGAAAGUGCUCCCAUGGCUCAAGUUUAAG
Molecule: messenger RNA, 1523 nt
Organism: Mya arenaria
Lineage: Eukaryota; Metazoa; Mollusca; Bivalvia; Myida; Myidae
Exons: 2
Coding region: 383-910 (175 amino acids)
Source: RefSeq, a predicted model, not a curated record